AUGCCUUCUCAAAUUCCACAAUGGCGAGAGCCAAUUGCCAUUGUGAGCAUGGCUUGUCGUCUCCCAGGUGGAAUCGACAAGCCGCUUGAUCUGUGGGACCAUGUCCGAGCAGGCCGGUCGUCUGCUACGGCGAUACCCAAAGAUCGAUUCAAUGCUGAGAACUUCUUGUCUAUGGAUCCUAAUCAGAAGGGGGAGCAGGCCUUUAGGGGCGCUCACUUCGUCAAGAGGGACAUUAAGCAGUUUGAUCAUAAGUUCUUUGGGAUCAGCAAAGACACUGCAACAGCUAUGGAUCCCCAGCAGAAACAGCUCCUUGAGGUUGUCUAUGAGUGUCUCGAGUCAGCCAAUAUCUCUAUGGAGACAAUCUCAAAGUCCAAGAUUGGCUGCUAUUGCGCCAUGUUCGUGAGUGACUACCACGACAUGCUCAUGCAAGACCCUGAAUACCUUCCAACCUUCAUCGCCAUUGGAACAACGCGAACCAUGCUUGCAAACCGCAUCAGUCAUGCACUCGACCUCGGUGGACCCAGUGUCACUAUUGAUACUGCCUGUUCGGGUGCCCUGGUGGCCCUUCAUCUUGCCUGCCAAGCACUGCAGGCUGGUGAGUGUGACGGCGCAGUGAUUGGUGCAUCGAAUUUGUUCCUGAGUCCUGACUAUGCAUUAUCUUUGACGCGCCUCGGAGCUAUUGCGGCGGAUGGGCAGUGUAAGACGUUUGAUGCUAGUGCAAAUGGAUAUGGACGUGGUGAGGGUACCAAUGCAGUCUAUGUCAAGAGGCUCAGCGAUGCUCUCAGAGAUGGUGACAGUAUUCGAGCAGUUAUCAGGGGUACAUCAUCUAACAGUUCUGGUGCUACUCCAGCCAUCACGGAGCCCUCAGGGCGGGCUCAGGCAGACACCAUCUUGCAGGCCUAUGCCCAAGCAGGAAUCAAUGACUUUAGCGAGACGGGGUACUUUGAGUGUCAUGGAACAGGUACUCCCGUCGGUGAUUGCAUAGAACUAGGCGCCGUUGGUUCGGUCUUUUCCGAAAGCCACAAAACCCAGGAUGCACUCUGGGUUGGCUCUACAAAACCUAAUGUCGGACAUUCAGAGGCUGCCAGUGGUUUGAGCAGUCUCAUCAAAGUGGUCUUGGCUCUAGAAAAGGGCGAGAUCCCUCCCAACACAAACUACAAGACACCCAACCCCAAGAUUGACUUUGAUGGAUGGAGAGUCCGUGUUCCAACCGCUCCGCAGCCAUGGCCUUCCAAGUCCAUCCGCCGGGCGAGCGUAAACUCCCUCGGUAUAGGUGGAUCUACUGCCCAUGCUGUUGUUGAGUUCUACGAGCCUCCUCAAUUGACCAAUGGUACAACCAAUGGUACAAAUGGAGUCAAUGGCGUUAACGGUACGAACGGAGUCAACGGGCAUCACGAAGAUGGGGAGAAGACCAACGGCCCGUACUUCCUCCUCUUCACAUCUGGCGCUUCAAAGAGCUCUCGAGAAACCAACGAGCAGAAUCUCCUCGAGUUCCUGAAGUCUCAUGAGGAGUGUAAGAGUCUGACUAGCCCUCUCGUCAAAGCGCUCAACGCUCGAAGCCAGAUCAAUAUCCGGCCCUGGAAGUCAUUUGCUGUCGCUCAGUCCGUUGACGAUCUAAUGCAACAACUGGAAACCAAUGCACUCAAGGUUGGAACAGGCCCUACAAGUGGCGGAUCCCCACGAGUCUUGUUCACAUUUACAGGCCAAGGAGCUAUGUGGUCGCAGAUGGGCAAGCGUCUUCUUGAUGCAUUCCCUGUGGCGCGCAACAACAAGCUCACUGCUGAGCUUUCUCAAGAAGAAAUUGACUCACCAGCUCUCGCGCAUCCCCUCUCCAUGGCGGUUCAGAUCGCGCUGACAGACGUUCUCUCAAGCUGGGGCGUCCUUCCAGACGGUGUCGUUGGACACUCAGGCGGAGAGACAGCAGCCGCCUAUGCUUGUGGUGCCCUCACAGCCAAGGAAGCUAUCACAGUGGCUUACUACCGAGGUAUCGCCUGUCAGAACGCUCCACCGGGUGCCAUGCUAGCCACCAGGAGCGCACCCAACGCUAAGGUGCUGCAAGAUGCGUUGGAGCGAAACGAUGUGCAGAUUGCUUGCUUCAACGGUCCUCAGAACCUUACCCUUGCUGGAUCUGCUGAGGGAGUCAAGAACGUGGCUGCUGAGCUGAGUGAUCAUAACAUUGUCUCAAGAGCUGUUGCAGUUACUCGAGCUUAUCACACUCGCGCCAUGAAGACUGUUGUGGAUGAGUACGUUGGUCAGCUCAAGGGCGUCAUACAACCCAAGGCUGGACGAGUUCCUAUGUACUCAUCUGUGACUGGCCUUGAGCUCAAGGGUACUGAGGCUGACGCCGACUACUGGGGAGCCAACCUCGUCUCCCCAGUUCUUUACACCGAUGCAGUCACCCUGGCUUUGACCUCAUCAGACCGCAAGUUUGAUCUUUGCGUUGAACUCGGACCUCACUCUCUACUCUCUCGCCCAACAUCCGAGAUAGUCAAGUCCCUUCCUGAUUCACCCCAACUUCCAUUCUUCGCCACAAUGCUCCGAAACGCAGACUCGAGCCAACAGCUUAUGAGCCUAGCUGGAGACUUGGUUCUCAAUGGGAAGCAGCUGGACUUGGAUCAAGUCAACAAGGUCGCGGGCAAGGUUGGACGUCUUCCCAAUCACAUUCAAGACAACCUUCCAGCUUAUGCGUGGGACUAUUCCUCGACACCUUGGACCGAGCCACGAAAUAGUCAAGAAUGGCGGUUUAGAAAAUCGCCGCGACAUGAGAUUUUAGGAUCGCGAUGCAGAGGAGUCAAUCCUUCAGCUCCGACUUGGAGGAACAAGGUGUCGAUUGAAGAUGCACCUUGGCUUGUUGAUCAUCAGGUCAACGGCAUCGUGACAUUCUCCUUCACAACCGGCAUCGCAAUGGUGGUCGAGGCCAUGAUGCAGGUACAGGAAGAGAACAAGGAGAUUGAUUGGACAAACCAUUCAUUCGAGCUUCAAGACUUUGUGUUUUCCAACUCGAUCAUUCUUCCUGAUGAAUCGCACAUCGAUCUCUUCCUCACACUCAUCCCAGACAACGACAAUGCGAAGUCUGAGGAGACGUGGUAUGAUUUUACCAUCUCGUCGCUGAGAGGCGAUGUCGAUAUCCGUCAUUGCCACGGUAGAGCUGCGGUCCUCGAAACGCGCAAAGAUACUGUCGCCCUCCGCCGCAGAACCUCUUGGCAUCACAUGCCCCUCAAAGUCCCACUGAAGAGCUACUACAAGACUCUUGAGCGAGUUGGCUACGGCUACGGCCCCAAGUUCCAGCUUCUCAAUGAAGUCCGAGUCCGCCCUAGUCUCUCCGCUUGCUCUGCCAAGAUUGACAUGACAUCCACUGCUCAAUCUCCCGUUCCCGGCCAGCGAUAUCUCCUGCACCCCGCUAUGAUGGAUGCAGCGCUCCAAACACCUGCUUUGGCCAAUCGCUCCGGGCACUUUCAAGAGAUUGAUACACUACUUCUUCCAUCCAAGAUGAAGAGAAUCUCCAUUCGCAUGCCUGCUGGGAACACGGACGUAGCGUCUUGUACUACCAACACUUCGCCUAUUGGCUUUAGCAGGAUUCAAGGCAGUGUUGAGUGCUACGACUCGUUAUCGAGGCCUUUCUUCGUGGUAGAGGGUCUGCAGAUGGAUAGAGCGACAAGCGAUGACAACACCACUCUUCCCUGGCUGAGGCUCACGUGGAAGCCUGACAUUGGCGACAUCUCGAGCAGUGACCCCAUGCUCAGCUCCAUCAAGAUCCAGAGCCUUCCCGCAGAGAAGAAGCUCAUCAACCUCGAGAACCUAGUCAAGGAGCUCAUCCCACUCAUCGUUGAGAAUGGCAUCGACAAGGGCAAGGACCUACCCUCCCAUCUACUCAGCUACCAUUCAUGGUUCCUCGACCAAGCCGAACUCCACAAAGACCGCCUAGCAGCUCGCCACAAGCAACAAAACGGCUUCGCAACAGUCCAAGACGCCAUAAUGAACGUCGUCACAAACUCGGGAAUCUCCCAAACCGUCGACGCAUCAAUAGUAUCCCAACUCGCCAUCAACAUGUCCAAAAUCUUCCGUGGCGACGUCGAAGCCCUAGCAGUAUGGCUCGAGAACGAUUUACUCUACCGUUUCUACGAAGAGAGUAUCUUCACCACCAGCAUGAACCAAAAACUCCUCUCCGUCGCUGAACUUUUGGCGCACAAGAAUCCCAACAUGAAGAUCUUGGAGAUUGGUGCUGGAACUGGUGGUGCGACUACAGAGUUGCUGCGUGGUUUUGCCAAAGCGGGAGGGAAGAAUGCGUAUCAGAGUUUUACGUUUACGGAUAUCUCGGCGGGGUUCUUUGACAAGGCGAAGAAGAAGUUUGCGCAGUGGGAUAGGAUUGAGUUCAAGACUUUGGAUGUUGAGAAGGAUAUUGCUGAGCAGGGGUUUACUGAGAAGUAUGACCUUGUUGUUGCGGCGAAUGUUCUGCAUGCCACUGCCGAUCUGCCAUUUGCGAUGAAGAACAUCCGAUCUCUAUUGCGGGACGAUGGAUACCUCUUGGUUGGUGAACUGUCAGAGGAUCUGACUUCAGCCAACUUCCUCUGGGGCCCUUUGACUGGCUGGUGGCUCCGCCCUCGAUCACCCGGCCGCUCUGGUCCUGGUCUUACUCUCGACGAGUGGCGCAACGAGCUCGCCGCCGACUUCGACAGCGUCUACGAGAUUGAGGCCAAGCACGACAAGACCGGCACGGACCAACUCUCGAGCACCAUCGUCAUGAUGGCUCGAGCAAAGCCCAUUGAGUAUACUCCUCCUAAGCCGCUUUCCGAAGAGAGGGUACAUAUCGCUGGCGUGGGUAGCGAUCUGUCCACUCGAGACCACCUUCAGAAGUAUCUCGGCACGCGUGGUAUUUCCUCAACCUCAGGUGUUCUCGAAGACCUUGCUUCGCGGGAAUGGUCCGGCGAGUGGCUUAUCCUCGUUGACGAGACUGAAGGAAGUUUCCUCGCCUCUCUCCAACAGGAGCAAUUGACCGCAAUGAAGUCGUGGCUUACAAAGCCUAUCAAGUGUAUCUGGGUCACUCGCAAAGUAUACCUCGACCCCCAGAACACAACAGGAGGUCUAGUAACAGGUUUCGCACGAACUCUUCGCGGCGAAAAUAGCCAAUGCCGAUUGUACACUCUUGACCUGAGCAGCGAUGGCGAUAUCACAGCCAACAUCAUCUACCACGUCUUGGAACGGGCGCAUUACUCUCAUGAUGACCCAAUCUCUAAAUUGGACUAUGAGAUUGCUGAGAAGGAUGGACAGCUGUGGACCUGCCGGCUUGUUAAUGAUACUCCGCUUGAGAAUGCUUAUGGCCCUGCUAGGAAGAUGGAUGCCUCCUCCACGCAGCUGGUGAAGGCUCCUCAUCACUUGUUCAUGGGAGAGGUUGGUAUCUUGGAGAGUCUGACCAUGGCCCAAGACGAUGCGUACUCAAGCAUUCCAGACGGACAUGUUCUCGUCGAUGUCAAGGCUGUCGGACUUGACGAACGGGACGGGCAUAUCGCACAGGGAUCACUUCCAGCGACGUCGUUCGGCCGUGAGUGUUCCGGCGUCGUUACCAAGUGCGGUGCCAAUGUCGCCUCGCUUAGCCCUGGAGAUCGCGUCGCGGUCAUCGGCCAAGGGACUUUCACAACCCAGUACUUGGCACCGUCAGACUGUUGCGGGAAGAUACCAGACUGGCUUUCAUUCGAGGAUGCGGCAGCCAUUCCUACAAACUUCGUCACUGCUCUGUACGCUCUGACAACACCAGCCAGAGUAACAACAGGCCAGAAAAUCCUCAUCAUCAACGCAUCUUCCCCCCAAGGCAUCGCCCUCAUCAAAACCGCAACAGCACUCAAACUCGACGUCUAUGCCGCCAUCAGCGACGCAACCACGAAGCCUAUCCUCACCAGACUCGGUCUUCAUUCUGCCAAGAUCUUUGUGAACCCCACCAACUCGAGCCGCUCCAGCGUGUCUCGCUCCACGACUUUCUCAGCGUAUAAGAUUGUAUUGAACACUAAGGCUGGUCAAUAUACGGACUUUGCGCACUUGGUUGCGAACCGUGGAACGUACAUUGAGAUUGCAUCGGGUGAGAGCUCGGUUGAUGAGGUUUUUGUGCCGUAUAAGAAUGUUAUGUUUGCGUCUGUUGAUUUGGCGGAUGCUUAUCUGGAAAGCAAGCAGGAUCUUGGAGAAUUGCUUGACCAAGUCAUCGACAUGGUUGAGAAGCGAGAGAUUGAUAUUGACAGUUCAGUCUCGGUGAAGGGACUUGACUCUAUACAGUCGGCUUUUGCUGCAGUGAUAGAAGGAACUCAGAGCAAACAGGUUGUGUCGCUCACGAAUGUCGACGAUCAACAAUUGAUCAAGACACGACCAAAGACUUCUCGCUUCAACCCCCACAAGACCUACAUCAUCACAGGUGGUCUCGGUGGUCUAGGCCGCGCUAUUUCCGUAUGGAUGGCUAGCUACGGCGCUCGCCACAUCAUUCUGGCAACCAGCUCUGUCGCCCGAGCCUCAGAGUCCGGCGAUCUUCUCCAGCAGCUAUCAUCAUAUGGAUGUAAUGCCAGAGUUGAAGUAUGUGACGUUGGUGACUCCGAAGCUGUCGAGAGCCUUAUUGCUUCUAUUGAUACUCCUAUUGGUGGAGUCAUUCACUCUGCGCUGAAGCUUAGCGACUGCUUCUUUGAGGAUAUCACCCUAGAAGACUUUGAUGCUGUCUUUGGUCCCAAGGUCAACGGCUCGCUGAACCUUCACAACAGCCUUCUCAACCAAGACCUCGACUUCUUCGUCAUGCUCAGUUCAGGCUGCGGUGUCCUUGGUAACGAAGGUCAAUCCAACUACGCAGCAAGCAGUACCUUCCUCGACACCUUUGCUCGCUACCGUCAAAGUCUUGGCCUCCCCGCCUCAUCCAUUGAUCUCGGAUUCGUCGAAGACGUCGGUAACAUCAGCGAACGUCCCGAGAUCCAAGCAUCCCUCUUAUCCCGCGGUCUCAGACCCAUUACAGUCCGCGAUGUCCUCCGCGUUGUCGAGGGUGCCAUCGCAACAGGUUCACCCAAGGAUCUCAUCAGCGACUCUACCUACGAUGGUUUCACCCAAAGCCAGAUCGUUCUCAGCUUCGGCAUGAUCGACAAAGCCACAGCAGACUACCAAUCCUGGGCUCAAGACUCCAAGUUCGGCCUUUUGCGAUCUCGCGCCGUUGAUAACGCUGCCCUUGACUCUGAUGCUGAUAGUGGCGAGAGCGCAGUUCAAACAGCUGUCAAGGCUUUCCGCAAUACUCUGGGUAGAUUGGGUGAUGCACCUGAAGGCAAAGAAGCAGCGUUACAGCCUUUUGUUUGCACUGCUCUUGUUGCUAAGUUGGCUCAAGUACUGUCGAUCAAGGUUGGCGAUAUCCAGCCUUCGAGAUCGGCGAUUCAAUAUGGGAUGGACUCGCUUAUUGCGAUUGAGGUUCGAUCUUGGGCGCGAUAUGCGUUCCAGAUUGAUUUGCCAAUUAAUGAUUUGACGAACCCGUAUAGUAUUCAGGAUUUGUCGGCUAGGGUUUCCAAAAUGAUCGUUGCAUGA
Molecule: messenger RNA, 7533 nt
Organism: Fusarium musae
Lineage: Eukaryota; Fungi; Ascomycota; Sordariomycetes; Hypocreales; Nectriaceae
Gene: GPY1
Product: Highly reducing polyketide synthase gpy1
Exons: 17
Coding region: 1-7533 (2510 amino acids)
Biological process (GO): secondary metabolite biosynthetic process; fatty acid biosynthetic process
Molecular function (GO): oxidoreductase activity; phosphopantetheine binding; fatty acid synthase activity
Source: RefSeq, a predicted model, not a curated record